Cladophialophora yegresii CBS 114405 is the source of this 2427-nucleotide messenger RNA. RefSeq lists its product as uncharacterized. Lineage: Eukaryota; Fungi; Ascomycota; Eurotiomycetes; Chaetothyriales; Herpotrichiellaceae. The coding region runs from base 1 to 2427 and encodes 808 amino acids. The record is from RefSeq and is a predicted model, not a curated record. The transcript has 3 exons.
AUGAUUUGCAAAGUCUGCCAUGAUAUGCUUUAUGAUCACAAAGGUCGGGAAGGGCUGACAAGCGGUGGAUCACAACUCGAGCUCAAUUUCAAGCACCACAAGAAAACCAAAAACCUCAUCGGCUCGGUCCAGCAAGGCUGCUAUCUGUGCCGAUUAAUCCAGGAAAGGCUGGAAAGCGUCAACGGCAACCUUGAUGCCUACGAUGGUUCGAAGCCUUUUCUUACCGCCCGGCUCAAGCCGUUUCGCCGCCGCCGCCAGACCGGCCUGUACCCACUGGAUUUCUUCCUGGAGCCUAACAAAGUGCUAGUCGCAAGUUUCGUGCUCAAGCAAAAUGAACCCCAAGGCACCACCAAUGUCCAAGUCAAGCCUAUCAGCAGCACGACGUCAGAUCCCAAGGUGGUAGAAAAAGCAAAAGAAUGGAUCGCCGAGUGCACAAGAGCUCACGACAAAUGUCGCGUAGCCUCAGACCCAGCAUGGGUCCCCAACCGACUCCUGGACGUGCAAAUGGCGCUCGAUCCGGACAAGUCAGCGGAUAUCAUUCGCUUGGUUAGCCGAAAGCCGGGCGAGACUGAUACCAAUGCACCCCGGAUGGAGGGCUCCUACGUCACCCUGAGCCAUCGCUGGGGCAACGUGCCGUUUCUCAAGCUCACAAGGGCGAAGCUCACCGCCUUUCUCAACGGCAUACCGUUAAGAGAUCUUCCUCAGACGUUCCAGGAUGCCAUCAAAGUCACGCGCGAGCUGGACAAGCGAUGGCUCUGGAUCGAUGCUUUGUGCAUCAUCCAGGAAGAUGAGGACCUGAAGGAUUGGCUAGAGGAGUCUGCGACCAUGGAGCAAGUCUAUGCCAAUUCCUACUGCAACAUCUCGGCCACAGCCGCGAUGGACAACUCUAGAGGCCUGUACGGUCAGAGGGACAUGGAUUGGAAAUGGAUCGAGACCGUGACACUGAACACCCAGCACCUCCAGAACAACGCCGAAGGCAAAGUCGGAUGCACCAUCUUGGACCUCUCCUUCUGGGAGAAGUACGUCGAUAACGCGCCCGUUAAUCGGCGGUCCUGGGUCUAUCAGGAACGACUCCUCGCUCCACGGGUCCUGCACUGGUGCGAAGACCAAAUCGCGUUCGAGUGUCGUGAGGUAAGUCGCGCGGAAUGUCGCCCCGAAGGCAUGCCUCACUUCCGGAUGAAGUCCGGUGUCCUCAUCCCGGAUCUGCAUCUGAAAAGCGUGGAUCUGGACACCGGGAAGCAGCUACGCGCGAUCCGCGAAGCGAGCAGCCAGGGCUCCACGCUGUCGAGCCAGCUCCAGAAGAUGAGCAACGACGGCCAGCUCAAGAAAUUCUACCUCUACGAGCUAUGGAAGCACUGGGUCGAGGUGUACACCAAGCUGGAGCUCACAAUGCCGCAAGACAAGCUGAUUGCCCUCUCCGGGAUUGCACGGAUGCUGGCGUCCAGGAUGAAGAACGAAGGCUACGCAGAGGAUCAGUACAUCGCCGGCAUGUGGCAGAAGUACAUAGCCAGCCAGCUCCUGUGGUAUGUCAACGAAGGGACCGGCAAGAACAGACAACCAUUCGAGAACACUCGCCCAGCAGCGUAUCGCGCCCCUUCGUUCUCGUGGGCCUCGGUCGAAACACCUCGGGGCAUCACAUUCGCCGAAACAACCGACACGGGCCUGCUCAUCGAAGUCGAAGUCGUCCGUCUCAGCUACCGGACCAUCGAGGACUUGUUCGGCCUUAUCACAGACGGGUACAUUGUCGUGAAAGGCGUGCUCAGGAAGAUCGAACUGACCGACGCGGCGGCCCCGAAGCCGCCAUCCCUCUCGAGGACUGAAAUCUUUGUCCGAACCAUCAACUGGGACAUCCUCCUCGUCAUUUCACUCGCCAUCUGCCUGACGCCUCUCUUGGCGGUCCUCCAAUUCUGCGGCCUCGACACCCUCAUCCGCCACCGUCUCCGCCUCCUGAUCUGGACAUCCUGCUAUGGCAUGCUCAGUCUGAUCUGUCUGGCUCUGCGGCACCUCCGCGCCCACCAGCAGCACUUUGCUGCUGCCGCCGCCGCCGCCGCCGCUAUCCCCUCCGAAGACGAAAACCGGUACACCUGGCGCCUUGUGCGCUACGGCCAGCCCGUCGGCCGUGAAUACCAGGUCGUCUUCCUAGACAGUCCCGCGUCGGAGCCGUCUGUCUUUGGUCCCUCGGCGCAGGUGUUUUGCCUGCCCGUGCUGCGCGACGAGCGCUACCUCACGUGUCUGCUCGUGCAGGCCACGGACGGCGAGUUCGGCAUCCGGUACAAGCGCGUGGGUUUGACGCGGGUGACUUCCCUGACGAGGGACCUUGUGCAUAAUCUGACGACUCCGCCGGGGCAUAACGAGACUGCCUCGGGGCAGUAUUAUUGGGGGCCGAAUUCGAGUAAGCGGAAUGAGAGUACGAUCUGUAUUAUAUGA